Phyllopteryx taeniolatus (common seadragon) is the source of this 10687-nucleotide messenger RNA. Its product is annotated as teneurin-3. Gene Ontology annotation, cellular component: neuron projection; membrane. Gene Ontology annotation, biological process: neuron development; signal transduction; heterophilic cell-cell adhesion. The record is from RefSeq and is a predicted model, not a curated record. The transcript has 31 exons. The coding region runs from base 538 to 8754 and encodes 2738 amino acids. Gene Ontology annotation, molecular function: cell adhesion molecule binding; protein heterodimerization activity; protein homodimerization activity. NCBI's taxonomy places the organism in Eukaryota, Metazoa, Chordata, Actinopteri, Syngnathiformes, Syngnathidae.
UCCUCCUCUUCCAUCUCUCGUUCCUCUCCCCUCGCGCUGCCCAAUCCGGUCGCUGAUUGUCGGCGCAGCGGCAAGCGGCGGGAUGCGCACUUGAUCAGCUGGCGAGUGCACGUCGGCUCCGGGAGGAAGCAGCAGAGCGCGACGGACCCUCUCCCCUCUCCGUCCUUUGCGGACCCCCACGACCAGGAUACCCGAGCACCAGCAGAAGCAUCUUUUUUUUCUUUUUUUUUUGGGCCGAACAGUAACACAGACGAGCGUGCUGCGCCUUCUGCAGCGAGCAGCAGCGCGAGCUCGCUUAGCUUGCAGGACCUUGGCGAUGGAGCUCCGUGGGUGAACUUGGUCGCUCGCGUGCCCGCCGCCGCCGACGUGCGCGCGCUGGAAGUUUGGAAGUUGACGCGCACGCACGCACGCACAAACGCCAGGUGGAUUUGAAUGGACUGAGGAGGCGGGGCUAAGCGUGGAACAUCAGAAGGACAAAAAAAAAAAAAAAAAAAAAAAGGCCAAAAAGCGGGGUGACGGUGAAGGCAUGCGGGCAGCAUGGAACGGGUGAGGGAGCAGCGGCCGUUCUGCUCGCUCUCCAGGAGCCAGCGAGAGCACCGCGAGCGAGACGGAGAACCCGAACGCAAGUGCCGCUACGUCUCGGAGCGCGAGGACGCCGCCCGCAACUCCGCCGCGCCGUCCUGUCGCGUGCCCACGCAGAAGUCGUACAGCUCCAGCGAGACGCUCGAAGCCUUCGAGCAUGACCCGGCGCGAAUGCUCUUCGGGGGCAGGGUCAAGGAGAUGGCGCGCCAGGAGAGUGCCGCUGAGUACAGCCGGCCAGGGCAGACGUUCUCGCUGAGGCAGCUCGGCAUCUGCGAGCCUCGCCGAGGCCUGGCGCCGUGCCCCGAGAGGGGCCCGUCGCACCCCCUCGGCACCUACGCCCGGGGGCCCGCCUCCGCCUCGCAGGGGUGCGAACCCCAGUCCCCGGAACGUACCGUCGCCCUUUGGGGCAAGGGGGGCGGCAACUCGUGCCUCUCCAGCCGCUCCAACUCGGCGCUCACGCUCACCGACACGGAAAUGGACAACAAGUCAGACAACGAGAUGGGUGACCGUCUGUCCAGUCCUCAGGGUCCUCCCCCCCUGCCGCCGGCCCCCCCGCCGCCACCCCACAAGCAGCACCCUUCCAUCACGUCCCUGAGUCGCGGCUCGCUGGCCAAUAAUCAGAGGGCCGCGAGCCCGCCACCCGCCGCCGGCCUGGCGGCCGAUUUGCAGAACACGGCGGAAUGCGUCCAGCUGCAGGACAGCUGGGUGCUGGGCAGCAAUGUGGCACUGGAGAGCCGGCACUUCCUAUUUAAGACGGGCACCGGAAGCACCCCCUUCUUCGGCGCGGCAGCCCCCGGCUACACCAUGGCGACGGGCACAGUGUACUCCACGCCGGCGCGCCCGCUGCCCCGCGGCAGCCUGUCCCGUGGCGCCUUCAAGUUCAAGAAGUCACCCAAGCACUGCUCCUGGAAGUGCACCGCCCUGAUUGCGGUGGCCGUUGCCGUGCUGUUGUCCGUCAUUCUCUGCUACUGCAUGGCCAUGCACCUUUUUGGCCUCAACUGGCAGCUGCAGGAGUUGGACAGCCAGCCGGCGUUUGAAAACGGCGGAGUCGGGAAGCCCGGUCCCUCGCCGUCCAGCGCCGUCACGGCCCUCGCCGCCGACGGAAGGACGAGCAUUCUCCACCAGGAGAACAACUCUGUGGACACGGGGCCCGCGGACGUCGGGAAAAGAGCGGGCCUAAGUGUUCCUCCAGGCGUUUUCUGGCGUUCCCAGCUCAGCGUGGACAAGCCGCGCUUCCUCAAAUUCAACAUCACGGUGCAGAAGAACGCCUUGAUCGGCGUGUACGGGCGCAAGGGUCUCGCGCCGUCUCACACGCAGUAUGACUUUGUGGAGCUCUUGGACGGCAGCCGGCUCAUCGCGAACGAACACCGUGCCCCGAGCGAGCCCGACAGGGGAGCCAGCCCGGAGCAGCAGGUGGUGGUCCACCAAGCGGGGUUCAUCCAGUACCUCGACGCCGGCGUGUGGCACCUGGCUUUCUAUAAUGACGGACGCAGCGCGGAGGCAGUGUCCUACAAGGCCGUCGUCCAGGAGUCUGUCACCGAGUGCGCACACAACUGCUAUGGGAACGGCGAGUGCGCGGUGGGUUCCUGUCACUGCUUCCCAGGAUUCAUCGGGCCGUACUGUUCCAGAGCUGCCUGCCCUGUCCUGUGCAGCGGUAACGGCCAGUACACUAGGGGGCGCUGCCAGUGCUACAGCGGCUGGAAGGGCACAGAGUGCGAUGUGGCCUCAGGCCAGUGCGUGGACCCUCAGUGCGGGGGCCACGGUGUGUGCGUGGCGGGCAACUGUGUGUGCAACACCGGCUGGAGAGGAAGCAACUGUGAACAAGUGGACUGCGUGGACCCAAAGUGCUCCGGACACGGCACUUGUCAUCACGGCGAGUGCCACUGCACCCCGGGCUGGGGCGGAAUCAGCUGCGAGAUCUUGAAGAGCACUUGUCCUGAGCAGUGCUCCAGUCACGGCACCUUCAGCACCGACUCGGGGACGUGCGUCUGCGAGGACAACUGGACCGGAGCCGAUUGUUCCAUAGAGGUGUGCGUGGUGGACUGCGGCCCUCGCGGCUCGUGCUUGGGCGGCGUGUGCCACUGCGAGGAGGGCUGGGCGGGCGUCGAAUGCGAGCAGAGGGACUGCCACCCGCGCUGCAUCGACCACGGGGUGUGUCGCGAGGGCAAGUGCGACUGCCACCAGGGCUGGACUGGCGAGCACUGCACCAUCGCCCUGGAUUCCAGAGUGUCAGGAGCGGUCAAGAUAGGAUAUAAAGAUGGCUGCCCGGGCCUGUGCAACAACAACGGGCGUUGCGUCUUGGAUCAGAAUGUCUGGCACUGCAUCUGUCAGUCAGGAUGGCGAGGCCUGGGCUGUGAUGUCGCCACCGAGACGCUCUGCUCGGACGGCAAGGACAAUGAGGGAGAUGGCCUGGUGGACUGCAUGGACCCGGACUGCUGUGCUCAGAUCUCCUGCCAGGGUCAAACAUACUGUAAAGGUUCGCUGGACCCGGCCGCCGCCGCCGCCGCCGCCAUGCAGGGCCAGAACUCGGCCGGCCAACCCGUCUCCAGGAGCUUCUAUGAGCGUGUGGCAUUCCUGAUGGGGCCCAGCGGGAGUCAUGUUCUACCAGGGGAGAACCCUUUCAACAGCAGCCUGGCGUCAGUCAUCCGUGGUCAGGUCCUCACCGGAGACGGAACGCCACUGAUCGGAGUCAAUGUGUCAUUCCCGCACUACCCGGACUAUGGCUACACCGUCACAAGACAGGACGGCAUGUUUGACCUGCUGGCCAACGGCGGUGCGUCGCUAACGCUGACAUACGAGCGAGCGCCUUUUCCAACCCUGCGCCGCACCGUGUGGAUCCCGUGGAACGUCUUCCACGCGAUGGACCCCGUGGUGAUGCGGCGCGAGGAGAACAACGACAUCUCCGGCUGCUACCUGACGGGGCUGAGGCGCCCUGAGCCGCUGGUCCUGGCGUCGCCACUUUCCACCUUGUACAAGACGUCAGCUGAGGACAGCCCCGUCAUUCCCGAGACGCAGGUCCUCCACGAGCAAGUGGCCAUCCCAGGCAGCGACCUCAACCUGGUCUACCUGAGCUCGCGGGCGUCCGGCUACAAGCCCAUCCUCAAGGUUCUUCUGACACAGGACCGGCUGCCCUUCGGCUUGAUGAAGGCGCACCUGAUGGUGGCCGUGAUGGGUCGCCAGCUGCAGAAAUCCUUCCCGGCCUUCCCCGACCUUUCCUACACCUUCAUCUGGGAUAAGACGGACGCCUACGGCCAGAAGGUCUACGGCCUGGCAGAGGCUGUGGUGUCGGUGGGCUACGAGUACGAGUCGUGCCUUGACGUGGUCCACUGGGAGAAGAGGACGGCGGUGCUGCAGGGCUACGAGGUGGACGCUGCCAACAUGGGAGGCUGGAUGUUGGACAAGCACCACGUCCUCGACGUGCAGAACAGUAUUCUGUACAAAGGCAGCGGCGAGAACCAGUUCAUCUCGCUGCAGCCGCCCGUCAUCUCCACCAUCAUGGGCAACGGCCGCCGUCGGAGCAUCUCGUGCCCAAGCUGCAAUGGCCAGGCGCUGGGCAACAAGCUGCUGGCACCCGUGGCCUUGGCAUGGGGCAUCGACGGCAGCCUCUACGUGGGUGACUUCAACUACAUUCGACGUAUCUACCCGUCGGGCAACGUCACCAGCAUCAUGGAGCUUAGAAAUAAAGACUUUAGACACAGCAACAACCCAGCACACCGCUACUAUCUGGCCACCGACCCGGUCACAGGCCAGCUGUACGUGUCGGACACCAACUCGCGGCGGAUCUACCGGCCGAAAAGCCUCUCCGGAACCAAGGACCUGCAGGCCAAUGCCGAGGUGGUGGCCGGGACCGGAGACCACUGCUUGCCCUUUGACGAGAAACACUGCGGGGACGGCGGCAAAGCUGUGGAGGCGUUGCUCACCGGACCCAAAGGCAUCGCAGUGGACAAGAACAGCCUGAUUUACUUCGUGGACGGCCCUACCAUCCGCAAGGUAGACCAGAACGGCGUCAUCUCCACCUUCCUGGGCUCCAACGACUUGACGUCGGCGCGACCGCUCACCUGCGACGACAGCAUGGAUGUCAAUCAGGUUAUUCUGGAGUGGCCCACAGACCUGGCGGUGAGCCCGAUGGACAACUCGCUCUACGUGCUGGACAACAACAUCGUGCUGCGCAUCACCGACAACGGCCAAGUGAGCAUCACGGCGGGACGCCCCGUCCACUGCCCGCUGUCCAUGCCGGAGCGCGGCAUACCGUCCGGUGGCCAACGGGCGCAGCUCACCCCCCUGGAGUCAGCUGCGUCCAUCGCCGUCUCCUACCACGGCGCCAUCUACAUCGCCGAGACAGACGAGAGGAAUCUGAGCCGCAUCCGCAAGGUCUCCGUAGACGGCGAGAUCACGCACUUGGCCGGGUCGCCCUCGGACUGCGACUGCAAGAACGACGCCAACUGCGAUUGCUACCAGGCGGGCGACGGUUACGCCAAAGAUGCCAGGCUCAACGCGCCGUCGUCCCUGGUGGUCGCGCCGGAGGGGACGCUCUACCUGGCUGACCUGGGGAACAUCCGCAUCCGGGCCGUGUCUCGCAACGGGCCGGUGUCGACGUCCAACGGCUACGAGGUGGCGUCGCCAGACGCCCAGGAGCUGUACGUGUUCGACGGUAACGGCACGCACCAGCACACGACCAGCUUGCUCACCGGAGACUCCAAGUACACCUUCAGCUACAGCACGGAGAACGACAUCACCGCGGUGACAGAUAGCAAUGGAAACACGCUGCGAAUACGCCGAGACUCCAACCGCACGCCGGUGCGUAUCGUGGCCCCGGACAACCAGGUGAUCUGGCUCACCAUGGGCACCAACGGCGGGCUCAGGACCCUCACGGCGCAGGGCCAGGAGCUGGUGCUGCUCACCUACCACGGCAACAGCGGCCUGCUGGCCACCAAGACCUCCGAGAUCGGAUGGACCACCUUCUACGACUACGACAUCGAGGGCCGCCUCAUGAACGUCACCUUCCCCACCGGCAUGGUCAACAACCUUUACACGGACAUAUACAGCUCUCUCACCGUGGACAUCGAGAGCUCCCUCAAUGAGGAGGAGAUCAGCAUCACCACCAACACCUCCAGCAUCCACGCCUACUACACCCUCUCCCAGGAUCAAUGCAAAAGCAGCUACCAGGUGGGCUUUGACAACUCGCUGCGGGUCACGUACGCCAACGGUAUGGAGACCCACUACCAGACCGAGCCCCACAUCCUGGCGGGAGCCGCCAACCCGACGGUGGCCAGGCGCAACAUGAGUUUGCCAGGCGAAAGCGGGCAGAACCUGGUGGAGUGGCGAUUCCGCAAAGAGCAAGCCCGAGGGAAGGUCAUUGUGUUCGGACGCAAGCUGAGGGUGAACGGACGUAACAUCCUCUCCAUCGAUUACGACCGAACCCUGAGGACCGAGAAGAUUUAUGACGACCACAGGAAAUUCCUCCUGAAGAUCAUAUACGACACGGCGGGGCAUCCCGUACUGUGGGUGCCCAGCAGUAAGCUGCUACCCGUCAACGUCAGCCGCACCAGCAAUGGGCAGAUCAGCACCCUGCAGAGGGGUGCCACCACCGAGAAGCUGGGCUACGACACUCAGGGACGCUUGGUGUCUCGGGUGUUUGCUGACGGGAAGAUAUGGAGCUACACUUACCUGGAGCAGUCCAUGGUCCUGCUGCUCCACAGUCAGCGCCAGUACAUCUUCGACUUCGACUCGCUGGACCGCCUCCAGGGCGUCACCAUGCCGAGCGUGGCCCGCUACACCCUGCAGACGGUGCGCUCGGUGGGCUACUACCGUAAUCUCUACCACCCUCCGGAGAGCAACGCAUCUGUUGCCGUGGACUACAGCGAGGACGGCCUCCUGCUCAGGGUGUCCCACUUCGGCACCGGCCGCCAAGUGCUCUACCGCUACCGGCGUCAGAACAAGCUGUCGGAGAUCCUGUACGACAGCACGCGGGUCAGCUUCACCUACGACGAGACCGCGGGCGUCCUGAAGACGGUCAACCUGCAGAGCGACGGCUUCAUCUGCUCCAUCCGUUACCGGCAGGUGGGGCCUCUGGUAGAUCGGCAGAUCUUCCGCUUCAGCGAGGACGGCAUGGUGAACGCCCGCUUCGACUACACCUACGACAGCAGCCUGCGUGUCACCAGUGUGCAGGGCGUCAUCAACGAGACGCCUCUGCCCAUCGAUCUUUACCAGUUCGACGACAUCUCCGGCAAGGUGGAGCAGUUCGGCAAGUUUGGCGUCAUCUACUACGACAUCAACCAGAUCAUCUCCACGGCGGUGAUGACGUACACCAAGCACUUUGACGCGCACGGUCGCAUCAAGGAGAUCCAGUAUGAGAUCUUCCGCUCGCUCAUGUACUGGAUCACUUUCCAGUACGACGACGUGGGCCGCGUCACCCGGCGCGAGAUCAAGAUCGGACCGUUCGCCAACACCACCAAGUACGGCUAUGAGUACGACGUGGAUGGCCAGCUGCAGACCGUCUACCUGAACGAGAAGGUGACCUGGCGCUACACGUACGACCUCAAUGGCAACCUGCACCUGCUCAAUGCCGGGAACAGCGCGAGACUCCUUCCGCUACGCUACGACCUCAGGGACCGAAUCACCCGUCUCGGAGACAUCCAGUACCGCUUGGAUGAAGACGGCUUCCUCCGCCAGAGAGGGGCUGAGAUCUUCGAGUACAACUCCAAGGGCCUCCUGGUUCGGGUGUACAGCAAAAGCAGCGGGUGGACCAUCCAGUACCGCUACGACGGGCUCAGUCGAAGGGUAUCCGCCAAGACCAGCCUGGGCCAGCACUUGCAGUACUUCUACGCCGAUUUAAACUACCCGGCCCGGAUUACGCACAUCUACAACCACUCCAGCUCGGAGAUCACUUCGCUGUACUAUGACCUGCAGGGCCACCUAUUCGCCAUGGAGAUCAGUAGCGGCGAGGAGUUCCACAUUGCCUGCGACAACACGGGAACGCCUCUGGCCGUCUUCACGAGCAACGGCCUCCUGGUCAAGCAGCUGCACUACACGGCCUAUGGCGAGGUCUACUUCGACUCCAAUCCGGAGUUCCAGCUCGUGCUGGGCUUCCACGGCGGUCUGUACGACCCGCUAACCAAGCUGCUACACUUCGGCGAGAGGGACUAUGACAUUAUGUCCGGCAGGUGGACAGUGCCGGACGUUUCCACCCUGAGGGACGUCGGCAAGGAGCCGGCGCCUUUUAACCUUUACAUGUUCCAGAAGAACAACCCCAUCAGCAAAGUCCAAGAAGUGAGGGAAUAUGUGGCAGACGUGAACAGCUGGCUGGUGACUUUUGGCUUUCACCUGCACAACACCAUUCCCGGCUUUCCCAUGCCCAAGUUCGACCUGAGCAUGCCGUCGUACGAGCUGAGGAAGAGUCAGCUGUGGGACGAUUUGCCGUCCAUCUCGGGCGUGCAGCGUGAAGUCACCCGCCAGGCUCAGUCGCUCUUGUCCUUCGAGCGUCUGCCCGAGGUGCACCUGCGGCGAGGCCGUCGCGGGGAGAAGCCUUGGCUGUGGUUCUCGGCGGCGACGUCGCCCGUGGGCCGCGGCGUCAUGUUGGCCAUCUACAAGGGCAGCGUGCACGCGCACACCCUCAACAUGGCAGGCGAGGACUGCAUCAAGGUGGCGGGCAUCCUCAACAACGCCUUCUACCUGGAGGAGCUUCACUUCACCGUGGAGGGCCAGGACACGCACCACUUCGUCAAGCCGGGCCUGCCCGACGCCGACCUGGCCGCCCUGCACCUGACCAGCGGCCGCAAGACGCUGGACAACGGCGUCAACGUCAGCGUGUCGCAGUCCACCGCCGUGGUGGACGGACGCACGCGCCGCUUCGCCGACGUCGAGGUGCGCGCCGGCGCGCUGGCGCUGCACGUGCGCUACGGCGCCACCGUGGACGAGGAGAAGGCCCGCGUGGCCGAGCUGGCCCGACAGCGCGCCUUGGCGGGCGCCUGGGCGCGGGAGCAGAGACGGCUGCGCGACGGCGAGGAGGGCGGUCGGCCGUGGACGGAGGGCGAGAAGCGGCAGCUGCUGAACGCCGGCAAGGUGCUCGGCUACGACGGCUACUACGCCCUCUCGGCCGAGCAGUACCCCGAGCUGGCGGACAGCGCCGACAACAUCCACUUUCUGAGGCAGAAUGAGAUCGGGAAGAGGUAACAGAACGUAAGACGUGACUGCUCGUGUUGUACGCCGCUCACAAACAGUUUAGGGUAUUCGGCUUUUGGCUAAAAUAUCAGCUUGAUAUGACUGACGCCUUCUUCUUCACCGAGUCACGGUUUGUAUUUAUCUAUUCCACGUUAUUUGAGGAGUCUUUUUUUCCCCAAUCCCACGCUUAGUCGCGUUAUUUUUGUUUGUUUGUUUGUUUAUUUGUUUUAUAAAUAGCAAUUAUGAUGAGCUUAUUAUUAUUGGAUUAUUGGCAGAAUUGGGCUUUUGGUGGUCAGGGCACUCCAAAGUCAAGGUACCACUGUUGCACUGAUAUAGAUACCAUAUAUAUAUAUAUAGAAAAAAAAAUAAUUUGAUAAGAGACACCAUAUAUAAAAAACUAUUUUAUAGCUUUACCCCUCCCACAUUCUUUAAACAUGUUUAAAUUGAUUGAAAUUGCACGCCGACUGUGUUCGGAAACACUCCCCAUCAGCUAAGUAUAUGAUGCCCUUGAGUUCGCCAUUUUGUAGUGCUGUUCCAGUGCCUACCAAGUAUAUAUAUAUAUAUAUACAUUAUAUAUAUGUGCAUAUAUAUAAUGUAUAUAUAUAUAUAUAUAGCCCCUAGUUAGUGUCCCUAUGUAUCCCACAAUGCAUCUUGAAUAGUUCAUACAAUGUUGGUCACUAGAAAAACAGAUAUAUCCCAUGAUGCAUUGCACUGAUACAGAAAAAAAGAUGAUCUGUAUCGUGGUAUUGUUUGAUUUUCGGCCCGAGACGAAUCCCAAUAUCCCGAACUUUUUGUGAGUUGUGUAUGUUCCUGAUGGCUGUUUUUGUAAACAAUCAAAUAAUCUUAAAAAACAAAAAAACAAACACAAUGCUGUGCAUUGUGAGUCGGGGGAGGAGGGAGGGGGGUGGGGGAGGGGGAACUUUCAAAGUCACCGAGCCUUAACACGGGCGAGUACAGGUCACUUCCUCUGUAGCACAAAAAGCCUUCUGGACUCUCGAGUGGAACAAUAGCAAAGGGAGGAGGAGCUUAUUUUUCGGGCCCGAGCACCAGGGGGCGCUGCGUAGGCCCUCGUGGAAUCGCUGUUUCGUUAUUAUUAGAAUGAAUUCAUAAAUAAAUGAAUGGCCUUUGGGGGGGGGGGGGGGGGGGGGGGUCCAGCUAUGCCUAAAACUCCACGUGAAGAAAUAUGUAUCUAAAGGGUCCCCAACAUUGAACUCAGUCAGCAGCGCCUCCUGGAAAGUUAGAAAAAAAAUCUGCCCCUAACCCUACUUUUACCGAUUAACACAAAAUUGGGUGGACAUUUCAAUCAUAACCAGACGCAAGAAAGGUUUCAAGAAUCCAUGCCCGAAACCAAACAGGAAGUCGUCCAUUUUGGGCAAAUUCCAGGUCUUGUAUGAGGUAUUCUGCCCUUGACAGAUGGACGAUGCUAAAUUGUAACGUUUUCUUUUUUUUUUGUGCCCGUGUCAUCUAAUGUGAGUUUGAAAAAGGGGGUGCGAGGGCCCGCCCGUUCAUUGCGCACUGUGGCUUUAAUGAUGUUUUUAUGUUGUUCUUUUUCCUUGUUGGUUGUUUUGUUUUCACAACGUUCAGCUUCACUGCAGUUAUUGUACGACCAGGAAAUGUUUACAUUGAGUGCACUCGUGCCCCAUAUGUCAUAUCAAUGAGCAAAGCAAAUGUUUGUUUCUUUAAUCACCUCCCCAAAAAAUCCAUAAACAUGUACAUGAGAGCUAGCACUUGUAAACUUUAACGUGUUUAAUGCUUUGAGAAAAAACAAACUGUUUUCAUGUUUCAAUAGAAAAUGUUCAUUGUGGGCGGGGUGAAAAUGGGAGAAAGGACUCGAAUGGACUCCUUGGGCACCCCAGGGGCUCCUGCUUUUGUAAAUGAUGAAUCUACCAGUAAUUUAUGUUCGUGUUUAUACAUAACUAAUAAACGACAGAUUGGUUUUGGAUGA